Molecule: messenger RNA, 1086 nt
Organism: Papaver somniferum (opium poppy)
Lineage: Eukaryota; Viridiplantae; Streptophyta; Magnoliopsida; Ranunculales; Papaveraceae
Product: glycine-rich cell wall structural protein 1-like
Exons: 1
Coding region: 1-1086 (361 amino acids)
Source: RefSeq, a predicted model, not a curated record
AUGGGUGUGAGAAAUGUAAUGAAAUGGUUGUCUGUGUUGCUUUUGACACUGAGCAUUGUACUGAAUUUGAGUGUGUUCAGUAAUGGAGAGAAUGUUGAUGGUUUUGGUGAUGAUCGAUAUGGUGGUCGAAGAGGCGGGGGAAGGUUUCGUGACGAUAACGACUGUCGUUGGGGACGCUGCAGAGGAGGAGGACGAUAUGGUCGUGGUGGAGGCCAAGGAGGAGGAUUAGGAGGUGGACGAGGGGGUGGUUUAGGAGGAGGUGGAGGUGCAGGUGGUGGUGGGGGAGGUGGUAUAGGUGGAGGAUCUGGGAGUGGAGGAGGAUUUGGAGCUGGUGGAGGGUUAGGAGGGGGUGGUAGUGCAGGAGGAGGUGGUAUUGGAGGAGGCGGUGGUGGUGGGUCAGGUGGUGGAGGUGGUAUUGGUGGUGGAUCUGGACAGGGUGGAGGUUUUGGAGGUGGAGUUGGAGGAGGAGCGGGUGGUGCUGGAGGAGGAGGUGGGGGAGGUGGUUCAGGUGGUGGAGGCGGUAUUGGUGGAGGGUCAGGCCACGGUAGUGGGUUUGGAGGUGGAGUUGGUGUAGGAGGAGGAGGUGCUGCAGGAGGAGGUAUUGGAGGAGGUGGUGGUGGUGGGUCAGGUGGUGGAGGUGGUAUUGGAGGAGGAUCAGGACACGGUAGUGGGUUUGGUGGUGGUGUGGGAGUAGGAGGAGGAGGUGCUGCUGGUGGUGGUGGUGGAGGAGGCGGUGGAGGCGGAGGUGGUCUUGGUGGAGGAUCAGGGCAUGGUAGUGGGUUUGGUGGUGGUGUGGGAGUAGGAGGAGGAGGCGCUGCUGGUGGUGGUGGCGGAGGAGGAGGAGGUGGUGGAGGCGGAGGUGGAGGAUCGGGUUCUGGAAGCGGUUUUGGCGCUGGUGGCGGCUUGGGAAGUGGUGCUGGUGGUGGCGGAGGAAGAGGUGGAGGUCUUGGUGGUGGACAUGGAAUUGGUGGGGGAGUUGGAAUUGGUAUCGGUAUUGGAGUUGGAGUUGGUGUUGGAGGUGGAUCCGGCACUGGUUCUGGAACGGGUGUAGGAGUCGGAAAUGGCGGUGGUGGUGGCAGCCGUUAA